CCUCCACGUCGCGCUCUACAUCUCAACGGCCGCCCAUAAAACCCAGCGGUGGCGUGAGCUGAACGGCGCCGAUCCAUUUUCUUCCUCUUCGACAGGAGAAGCCCAUUUCCCCCUUCCUGUUCCUCCCGCCGCUCCUAUCGUGCAAGAACUUGGUACCACAGAGUGAGAGAGAGAGAGGAACGAUUCGUUGAUGCCAUGGAGCCGCCCAAGAGGCAGCUGGCCCUGACGGGAGCCGGCGCAGGCCGGGAGGAGGCGAAGCGCCUGCGCGUCGGGGUCGCCAACCCCAGCGCCGCCGGCUGGCAGGCGCCGACAUCGCCGGCGUCGCCGGGGACGCGGCUCAUGCGGCGGACCGUGCUCGUCGUGCUCUUUCUACUGCGAAUGAGCGACGCGAUCACGGUGACGGAAAGCAUCUCCCAGAUUGGUCGCAUGGUUCAGAGGAAGAUGGAAGGGUUUCAAAAGGUUCAGGCUCUUAUGAUGCGCCAAUUGGAAAAUUUCGAGGAGAAGAUGGAGGCCAAAUUGGAAAAUUUAGAGGAGAAGCUGGAGGGCAAAUUGGGAAAUUUAGAAGAGAAGAUGGAGAGCAAGAGCCAGGAAGUGGAGUUGGCACGUUUUCAUUCCAAUAGACACGCUGAUAAACACCCAAGAUCAGAACCAUAUCAGGAGGGUGCCACUUUGAGUGAACCGAAUGCCAACAUUCGCCUGCGUUUCCUGGAUGGCCUGAAGACUCCAAUUUACACAGACAAGAUUAUAGCAUCUGAGAGCAAUGCGGCUAUCAGGAUUGGCGUCUUUGAUGGUGACAAAAUGAUCAAUGAAGGCCCGCUUUCCAAGGCGAAAGUUGAGAUCCUGGUUCUCCGUGGCGACUUCUGCAGUGACGGUCAGGAGAGUUGGACUGAAGAGGAGUUCAACAGCCACAUAGCGCAAGGCCGGCACAGGCAAGGGUCAGUGCUGGGGGGCGAUUGCAGUGCGUGGUUGAACAAUGGGGAGGCAUCAUUGGGAAAAAUCCGCUUCAGAGAAGGAUCAUCCAGGACUCCCAGUAGGAAGUUCAUCGUCGGAGGAAGAGUAUGCACGAACAGGAAGAUCGGUGGUAUUCGAGUCCAGGAAGCUGUCAUGGAGCCGGUCACUGUGCUGGAUCGUAGAAAUGAAGCAAAUGAGAAGAGGCACCCUCCAAGAUUGGACGAUGAAGUCUAUCGCCUGGAAGAAAUCUCCAAAGAUGGAAUUUACCACAGGAGGCUUAAGGAUGCUCAGAUAUUCAAAGUUGAGGACUUCCUUAAGGCUUUGAAUAAAGAUGCAGACGAGCUCCGUGAAAUGGUCCUCCAGAUCAAGAAGCGCAGUAACGCUUGGGAAAGAAUGGUUAAGCAUGCCAGGGAAUGCUGCCUCGCAGACAGGCCCGAGCUCAAAGCAUAUCACAGUGUAGAUGGGAAUGUAGUGAUCUUCUUCAAUUGCGUGCAUGAUCUUGUUGGAGCAAUUUUUUAUGGUGUUUACAUUUCACGGGACAAUUUUGAUCCGGCUAAGAAGGCUCAAGCGUAUGAGUUGAAAGAGUGUGCGCGCGGUCAGUUGGACAUCCUUCCGUUUGACUAUGUGAUGAAUGGCAAUCUUCCUGAACAAGUUCCCUCUAGCACACAUUCUACUCUGGAUGCAGCAUUCAUUCUUGGGCCGGAUGCCGCGCUUCAACCAAAUGAAAACCAGUUGCAGUACAGGAUCAACAAUAUCACUGAACCAUCUCACCAGAAUGAGUAUAUUCAUGGUGAUCAGAGCACAGUUAACACACAUUAUUACCAAGGAGAAAGUAUUCUACCAGUUGGUCAGCAGCAACCUACAAUUUUCACUGGUGAAUUGCUACACUGGCCCUAUGAAAGAUCAGGUCAAGUGAACAUCCAUAGCCAGAUGCAAGCUCCCAUGUCCAUGGAUGGCGGAAGUGUCAUGCAGGCAUCAACCUCUGUUCAGCACAACCUUCUGUCACAACAAUUUGCUCCUACUCAAGUCCAAGAAAGUAUGCAUGGGAUCCAUUACUCUGAGAAUCCACCUAACCAUGCCGUUGGACCAUCGACAUGGCACGAUGAUAUUAUCCCUGCACGGGAGCCUAGUGCCAAUCUAUUUCCCGGACCGGAUUAUGGGAACUUCUAGCAAGCGAGCACUUUCCACAAUGCAGUUUAGGGCGUGUACCAUCAUGGUUUGUGUGUUGUGUGUCACCACAACUUAGGUGUCAGGUUGUGAUAUACAGUAGUACUUGUUAUUUUCAGUAUCAGGCAUUGUAGACUGUAUGUUUGGACACAAAAUUGCUUGCCCCCAUUCUUUCCUGUUAGAUGUUUCAACAUUGUACAAUGAUGUCGUGUGGGAUCUAAGGGUGUGUUGUAACUUAGGCAAAACAUUUUGUUUUGUGCGCGCCCACUGAUGUUUAAUUGAUGUUUAUAUGUUUUGGAA
This is a messenger RNA of Triticum urartu, 2418 nucleotides long. Its product is annotated as calmodulin-binding protein 60 C. Gene Ontology annotation, cellular component: nucleus. Gene Ontology annotation, biological process: regulation of salicylic acid biosynthetic process. The record is from RefSeq and is a predicted model, not a curated record. Gene Ontology annotation, molecular function: DNA-binding transcription factor activity; calmodulin binding; sequence-specific DNA binding. Lineage: Eukaryota; Viridiplantae; Streptophyta; Magnoliopsida; Poales; Poaceae.